AAAUCAAAAGCAAUAUUUCAACGUCAAAGAAUUUGAAUAAAUCGAAACAGAGUUCUUUUUUUUGACAUCCGGUUGCUGAUCAAAGAAAAUACCCCCAAAAUGGCACCCAGGAAGGCUAAAGUCCAAAAGGAGGACGUCCAGGUUCAGCUCGGACCCCAAGUUCGCGACGGAGAGGUUGUAUUCGGAGUGGCCCACAUUUACGCCAGCUUCAACGACACCUUCGUGCAUGUUACGGAUCUGUCCGGCCGUGAAACAAUUGCCCGUGUUACCGGAGGCAUGAAGGUCAAGGCCGAUCGUGACGAGGCUUCGCCCUACGCCGCUAUGUUGGCUGCUCAGGAUGUGGCCGAGAAGUGCAAGACCCUGGGCAUUACUGCUUUGCACAUCAAGCUGCGUGCUACCGGAGGCAACAAGACCAAGACCCCUGGACCCGGUGCCCAGUCCGCUCUGCGAGCCCUGGCCCGUUCUUCAAUGAAGAUUGGCCGCAUCGAAGACGUGACUCCCAUCCCAUCGGACUCCACCCGCAGGAAGGGCGGUCGCCGCGGUCGUCGUCUGUAAAUGUCUGAAUCUGGAGAGCAGGAGUUGGUCAAAAUACAGCAUUUGCGUAUGAUGGCAUACACAUACACAUACAUAGGUGUACUGUCAUAAACCAGGAAUAUAUAAUUAGUGAUGCCCCAUCCUUGCUCUAAAAUAAAUGUGUACCCUUAACUUUAAGAUUUGCACAUAAUUAAACAAGUAAUUGUUUUUGCGAUUUAAUAAAUGAAUUUUAAAUUAA
Drosophila ficusphila is the source of this 772-nucleotide messenger RNA. Its product is annotated as 40S ribosomal protein S14a-like. Gene Ontology annotation, biological process: translation; maturation of SSU-rRNA from tricistronic rRNA transcript (SSU-rRNA, 5.8S rRNA, LSU-rRNA); ribosomal small subunit assembly. NCBI's taxonomy places the organism in Eukaryota, Metazoa, Arthropoda, Insecta, Diptera, Drosophilidae. The transcript has a single exon. The record is from RefSeq and is a predicted model, not a curated record. Gene Ontology annotation, molecular function: structural constituent of ribosome; small ribosomal subunit rRNA binding; mRNA 5'-UTR binding. Bases 100 to 555 code for a protein of 151 amino acids. Gene Ontology annotation, cellular component: ribosome; cytosolic small ribosomal subunit.